AAUAACUACAUACAUAGAACACAGUGAGAGGUUAUGCAUUAUUAGUCACACAAAGAAGCGGUGAAAGAAGAGCAAAAUGGUUUCUUCUUCCGAUGUAAAGAUUAUCUCAGAAUGCUUCGUUAAACCCAAAACCUUGCCUGAAAAAUGGAAAGAGCCAUACCAUUUUUCUCCAAUGGAUCAUUUCAUGCUCUCUUUGCAGUACAUCCAAAAGGGUCUUCUCUUUCUCAAACCAUCAACACCAUCUGAAGAAUCUGAUGAUGCAAUCAAACAAAAAGUCUUCAUGGAGACUUUGCUGCAAAAGCUUAAAGACUCUCUAGCCACAACACUUGUCCCUUUCUAUCCUCUAGCUGGUCGCCUCUCCACUUUGAAAACCGAUGAUGGAAGUUCCUAUUCUGUUUUUGUGGACUGUAACAACAGUCCUGGAGCUGGAUUUAUCCAUGCCAAAUCUGAUCUAAGUGUUGGAGAUAUUAUUGGCUCUAAAUACGUUCCUUUGGUUGUUCAAUCUUUCUUUGACCAUCACAAAGCAAUGAGCCAGGAUGGUCACACACUGAGUCUCGUAUCAAUAAAGGUAACAGAACUUAUAGAUGGGGUGUUCAUAGGACUGUCUAUGAAUCAUUCCCUUGCAGAUGGGAGUUCCUUCUGGCAGUUCUUUAACUCUUUGUCUGAUAUCUUCAGUUCACAAGAAGAAACCACUAGUAACAAACUACUUUGUCUCAAGAAUCCUCCAAUCUUUCGUGAAGGGUCUGGUUCUAUUUGUAGCCUUCCCUUCACUCAGCCUGAUGAGUCUAUUAGUCAAACCGAACCUCCAGUUUUGAAGGAGAGAAUGUUCCACUUCUCAUCUGAAAUACUGAGAUCAUUGAAAGCCAAGGCGAAUCAAGAGUGUGGAACAACAACUAUCUCGUCUUUUCAGUCACUAUCCGCAUUCAUGUGGAGAAGCAUUACGAGAGCAAGAAGAUUACCACAUGAUCAAGAAACUACUUGCAGGCUUUCUGCAGGCAAUAGAUCAAGAAUGGACCCACCAUUGCCAUUGAAUUACUUUGGUGUGUACGUCUCUCUUGUGCAAACGACUACUAAAGUAGGUAACCUCUUAGAGAAUGAGUUUGGACGGGCUGCUUUACAGCUACAUCAAGCUGUAACCGAACACACUGACAAGAAAAUCUCUUCAGAGAUGGAUCGAUGGUUGAAGUCUCCUAAUACGCCAUCUUUGGAUACAAAUGUAGUUCAUAUGGGAAGCUCACCAUGGUUUAACAAGUAUGGAAGUGAAUUUGGGAUGGGGAAAGCUGUUGCGGUUAGAAGUGGUUAUGGGAAUAAGUAUGAUGGGAAGGUAUCAGCUUAUCCAGGAAGAGAAGGUGGAGGAAGCAUAGAUUUGGAAGUGUGUCUUCUUCCAGAGUUUAUGGAAGCUUUAGAAUCAGAUCAAGAGUUCAUGUCCCUUGUCUCUUCUUCUUGA
Messenger RNA from Eruca vesicaria subsp. sativa (arugula), 1447 nucleotides. The record is from the annotation of a GenBank genome assembly. Lineage: Eukaryota; Viridiplantae; Streptophyta; Magnoliopsida; Brassicales; Brassicaceae.